Messenger RNA from Lepisosteus oculatus (spotted gar), 2841 nucleotides. RefSeq names its product ADP-ribosylation factor-like 13b (gene arl13b). The record is from RefSeq and is a predicted model, not a curated record. NCBI's taxonomy places the organism in Eukaryota, Metazoa, Chordata, Actinopteri, Semionotiformes, Lepisosteidae. Gene Ontology annotation, biological process: receptor localization to non-motile cilium; non-motile cilium assembly. Gene Ontology annotation, cellular component: ciliary membrane; motile cilium; non-motile cilium. Gene Ontology annotation, molecular function: GTP binding; GTPase activity.
CGAGGCAGAGCCGCUGACGCGGCCCCCAGCCGCCGGGUGCUGCGUCUGUCGUGCGUCUACGCAAUCACGGCCGCAGCUAUAGCAGCAGGCUGGGCGUCGGUGUAAACAAAGCGGAGAAGGCCGGUAAUAUUAGCUUCGUCCUGCAAGCUGCAUGUGACUUUUUUUUCUUUCCGUGCUUGAAGGCGGGGGGAAAAAAAAACAUACCUACAUUUGUACGACGUCAGUACACGGCAAUCUUUAUUUUCUGUAUUCACGAAUGACCGUUUGGUUUAGUUUUAAAUCGGAAAACAAGGACUACUGUCGUCUUUUUCUGCUCCAUAAUCUUCUGCCGCUUCUUCUUUAAAUGGAUCGUUACGCCCAGGGAUUCGUGUUUUUAUUUUUUAAAAUAAACAAAACUACAACCCGGCAUCUGCUUUGAAACUGCUAAUAUUGGAUGGUGCUGUUAGGUUUGGCUGGGACGUUGCAUCAGUAUGUGAGAGUACUACAGCAAAGGGACAAAGAGAUUUAACAUUGCUUCGUCUUCACAGCUGGCCUUUUCAUGUAUACAACAACGCCGAUAGUGUAUCAGAAAAAAUAACUUUAUUUUCCUUCUUCUGUUUUGCUUUCCUUUUUUUUGCUGCCGAUUAAUCGCCAGGCACGGUUUAUUUUGCGUGGAUGCGGGGCAGACCCUGGAGUAAAGGAUGUCCUCUUCGCCAUGUGUUGCACAGUGUCGUCUUUCCAUGUCCCACUGAGGAGUAAAAACGCACUUUUCUUCCUCCGAGGCGGCGAGUUUGGGGUGCCAUGUUCAGUCUGAUGGCGAAUUGCUGUAACUGGCUGAAACGGUGGCGGGAGCCCGCUAGGAAAGUGACCCUGGUGAUGGUGGGACUUGACAAUGCUGGAAAAACAGCAACUGUCCGAGGGAUUCAGGGAGAAAAUCCAGAGGAUGUUGCUCCCACUGUGGGCUUUUCCAAAAUUGACCUGAAGCAGGGGAAAUUUGAGGUCACCAUCUUCGACCUGGGAGGGGGGAAGAGGAUUCGGGGGAUCUGGAAGAAUUACUACUCGGAGUCUUACGGGGUGGUGUUUGUGGUGGACUCAAGCGACGUGGCGCGCAUCGAGGAGACCAAAGAGACCAUGGCCGAGGUCCUCAGACACCCCCGGAUUACUGGGAAGCCGGUCCUUGUGCUGGCUAACAAGCAGGAUCGAGAUGGGGCCUUGGCAGAAGCCGACAUCAUUGAGUAUCUUUCUCUGGAAAAACUGGUGAAUGAGAACAAAUGCCUGUGUCAAAUUGAGCCCUGUUCAGCUGUUAUUGGGUAUGGGAAAAAGCUGGAUAAGUCCAUCAGGAAAGGUCUUAGCUGGCUGCUGAACAACAUCGCCAAAGACUACGAGGCGAUAAAUGAGCGUGUGCAGAAGGACACGGCAGAGCAGAAGGCCCAGGAGGAGCAGGAGAAACGGGAGAGAGCUGAGCGUGUGCGCAGGGUUCGAGAGGAAAGGGAACAGAGAGAGAGGGUGCAGGCCGAGCAAGAGGGACGGACCGUCCAGGAAGAGGAGGAGGAAGAUGGUACUAUGGCGAACCCCUUCCAACCCAUCAGCCAUGUCAUCACAGAGAAUGAAGACAAGCUGAGAAAACAGAAAGAGAAACAGAGCAACCAGUCAGAUAAUAAGGUGGAGGCUGCACCCCCGAUGCCAGGGCAGCUAGAGGAGAUGGAGGCAGGUGGCGGAGAGCACAGCCCAAGGGAUAAUGACAACAGCAUGCUGCACAACUACAGCACUGCACUGAGCCAGCAGCUGCAGCAGGAGGAAGAAGAGGGGGAGGAGGAGAGCGACAGGCAGACACCCGACAGCACCGACUUGGACCAAACCAGAAAGAAGUCGAAGAAGCUUUGGCUGAAGAGGAAGCACCGUGUUGACCCCCUGAGCACAGACGAAGCCGUGUCUGAGAGCCAAGCCCCUCCGCCCCCUCCUGUUGGAUGGGGUACCCCCAAAGUUACUAGACUUCCCAAACUCGAACCUCUUGGUGAUGCACGACAUUCGGAUUUCUAUGGUAAACCCCUUCCUCCUGUCACAGUUAGGCAAAGACCUAACAGUGACGCUCAUGAUGUCAUUUCCUAGUUCCUCAGCGAUUGUUCUCUUACUCUGACAAAUCACUUACAGUACCUUGUGCUUUUUGCAUCUUCACAUUCAACACGCCUUUGGGCAAGACUUCAUUCUCUGCAUCACCAUGCUGAUGAGCAGCUGAUGCCACUUCCACAACAGGACAUUGAACAGAGGGCCGUCUGAUUUCCCCAGAAGAACCCCAUUUCUGUGCUUCACUGGAGUUUUUAAGCUGAAAAACUUCAUGCAAAUCAACCUAGUCCUAAAGUAUAAUUUAUUUUCAAAAGUAUACCUCCAACAAAGAAAUGUGAGAAGGAAUUCUUCAUGAAGACUUUCACAUCUCUUCACAUUGUCUGGACUUCAAAAAGCACACAACAAAAAACGUAAAUAAUACUUGGGCCAACAUACUGUAUUUUACUUUUCUACUGCUUUAAACCAGUAUUUGUACAGACUAAGGUUUCUGUUUUGUUUUCACUCUCUUUUAUAUCUUAAUAAAUGUUUUAAAGUAUUUGUUUACAGCAGCUUGAAUUGAUCAGAUGGGAUGCACUCUAAUCCUUUGUCAUUUUAUCGUUAUCUCUUUGUACAAAAAUGUUUCCUUUCAGACACAUGUGAUGAAAAACUGACAUUUAACAUGAUUUUAAGACUAGCUUCAGUGUAAUGUGAAAUAAUGAAAAUGUUUAUUUGCACACCUUGCUUUCUAUAUGUAAUUGAUAACCCAUUCAUUCAUGUAAAUAGAUCAGUUGAUUUGGAUAAAUUGCAUACUGUCACCUA